This is a messenger RNA of Melanotaenia boesemani (Boeseman's rainbowfish), 6979 nucleotides long. RefSeq names its product MTSS I-BAR domain containing 2b (gene mtss2b). Gene Ontology annotation, cellular component: actin cytoskeleton; cytoplasmic side of plasma membrane. The record is from RefSeq and is a predicted model, not a curated record. The transcript has 15 exons. Gene Ontology annotation, molecular function: phospholipid binding; actin binding. Bases 415 to 2859 code for a protein of 814 amino acids. Gene Ontology annotation, biological process: cell projection assembly; plasma membrane organization. Lineage: Eukaryota; Metazoa; Chordata; Actinopteri; Atheriniformes; Melanotaeniidae.
UCUCUGCGCUGCCCUCGCAUGCGUCCCCGCCGACACCGCGUAGCGCUGGCUGCGCCAAGAUGAGCGUGGUCGCCCCGGUACCAUCCGAACGGUACCAACCCACCGCCUGACUAAGUCUGAGAGAAAGCGAGAGAGAAAACGAGAGAGGCACCAUCUUUCCCUUAAAACCCACCUUACCUCCGCCAAGAGGAAACCGCAGGGCAAGCCGUUUGUUUCGGCAUCUUUCUUUCUUUCUUUUUUUUAUUUUUGCACCCCUCCUCCUCUUUCUGUUUCUGCAUCCCUCUGUCAUUGUCGGUUGAAGGAGAACCUGAAGAGGCCAGUCCUGGUUUGUGGGAAUACAUUUUUGUCUCUUUUAUUUUCCCUGCUGGGUGUUGGUAGCGCGCAGUUGGUGUGCGCUCUUGCAAAUUCCGGUGAAUGGUGGAUUUGGCAAACAUGGAGACCGUGGAGAAGGAAUGCGGGGCCCUCGGGGGUCUAUUCCAGGCAAUUGUCAACGACAUGAAGUGCUCCUAUCCUGUGUGGGAGGACUUCAGUGCCAAGGCCAUCAAACUGCAUUCCCAGCUCCGAACCACUGUUCUUGCUGCUGUGGCCUUCCUGGAUGCCUUCCAGAAAGUGGCAGACAUGGCUACCAACACCAGAGGAGCAACCAGAGACAUUGGUUCAGCUCUGACCAGGAUGUGCAUGAGGCAUCGCAGCAUUGAGGCCAAACUUCGCCAGUUCACUAAUGCUUUGAUGGAGAGCCUGAUCACUCCUCUUCAGGACAAGAUUGAAGACUGGAAGAAGACAGCCAACCAGCUGGAUAAGGAUCAUGCCAAAGAGUACAAGAGGUCACGCCAUGAGAUCAAGAAGAAGUCAUCUGACACCAUGAAACUACAGAAGAAGGCUCGCAAAGAGAUGCAGGGGAGGGGGGACCUGCAGCCCCAGCUGGACAGCGCCAUGCAGGAUGUGACCGACAUGUGCCUGUUGAUGGAGGAGACCGAGAAGCAGGCGGUGCGCCGCGCUCUGGUGGAGGAGAGGGGUCGCUUCUGCACCUUUAUUGGCUUCCUUCAGCCAGUUGUGAACGGAGAGAUUGCCAUGUUGGGAGAGAUCACCCACCUCCAGGCCAUCAUCGAUGACCUCACUGUGCUGACGACCGAUCCUCACAAACUGCCCCCAGCGAGUGAACAGGUGAUUAAAGACCUGAAAGGGUCAGAUUACAGCUGGUCCUAUCAGACCCCUCCAUCCUCCCCAAGCAGCUCCGGCUCCCGCAAGAGCAGCAUGUGCAGCAGCGUCAACAGUGCCCACAGUAGUGCCUCCCGUUCAUCGGGGGGAGGCGUAGGUAGUGCUGGUGGUGGAGGAGGCUCCCAGCCACAUUCACCCACCUCCUCCUCCUCCUAUCGCUACCGCAGCAGCCUGCCGCAGCAGCCUCCGCCACCAGGGGGCAUCGCCGCCCACCGUCUCAGCAGCGUCUCCUCCCACGAUUCAGGCUUUGUGUCCCAGGAUGCUAAUAUCUACUCCAAGCCUCCCUCGCCCAUGCCCUCAGACAUCACCAGUCAGAAGUCAUCCAGCUCAGCAUCAUCAGAGGCCUCAGAAACGUGCCAGUCAGUCAGUGAAUGCAGCUCUCCCACUACUGAUUGGUCUAAAGCAGGUCAGUAUGAACAGCCUGUGGCUGCAGCACCAGUUCAGAGGAGGAAGGAACCUCUGGAUCGGCUGAGGGACAACGAGGGGUCACCAGGGUCCCAGAGUUACGCCGGGGCAUCGCACCCUGAUGACGGGCAGAGACCCAGGAUGACACCAGCUACAAUCGCUGCCAAGCCUUCUUCUAUGUUGCUUCAGCACGGGGAGGAGGUCUCUCCAGCAGCAAGUGACCUGGCCAUGGUGCUGACGAGGGGACUGAGUAUGGAGCAGCAGAAAAGCAGCAGAGACUCCCUGCAGUACUCCAGUGGAUAUAGCACAGAGACGACAACCCCGUCCUGCUCCGAGGACACGAUUCCUUCACAAGGCUCAGAUUAUGACUGCUACUCCGUGAACGGUGACACUGAAGGUCCAGACGGACAAGCCGAGUUUGACAAGUCCUCCACGAUUCCCCGCCACUCUAACAUUGCUCAGAACUACAGACGCAUGAUCCAAACCAAGAGGCCAGCCAGUACAGCUGGCCUGCCCAGUGGGGUUCUUGGUCCAGGGGCUCAUGGGAUACCAGGACAACCAGGUGGAGCUGGGGGAGGAGGAACAGGGACUCCAGGCACUGCCACCAUCCGUCGAACCCCAUCCACCAAACCAGGAGUGAGGCGCACACUGUCAAGCGCAGGGCCCAUCCCCAUCCGACCACCCAUUGUGCCUGUCAAAACACCCACCGUUCCUGGAGACUCACAUUCACCCGGUGCAGGUGGGUAUGCAGGCGGAGGGCAUGCAGGGGGAGUGCCUGUCCGUGUGGGCAGUGAAGAGUGUGUGUUCUUCACUGGAACUGAGGACACACAGGGAGGGCUUGAUUAUGUGAAGGCAUCACCAAAGCGCCUCAGCCUGCCGAACACCGCCUGGGGAUCCGGAGCAGCGUUGGAGGUCUACGCCCAGCAGCACGGGGGCCUCGUGAUGGCAUCAGGCUCGGGAGCCGGAUCAGAGGAGGAUCAGAUGAUAGCAGCAAAUCGGCACAGCUUAGUGGAGAAGAUCGGCGAGUUGGUGGCCAGCGCGCAUGCUCUCGGUGAAGGCCAGUUUCCUUUCCCUGCCCUCCCAGAUGACCCCACCCCACCGACAACAGGCCCUACUGACACUCAGACAGGGACAGAGGGGGCAGAGGGGUCUGGUGACAUGCUGACCACCAUCCGGAGAGGAGUUCGCCUUCGCAAAACGGUCUCCAAUGACCGCUCAGCUCCACGUAUAUUGUGAUGGGAGAUGAAGCAGAAAUAGUCGGAUGCUCAUCAGCUGAUGGGGGGUCAUGUGUUGGUGUGGUGUAACCCAACCACCUAGUACAUUCACAAAACCUUAACCAUGUAGGAAAAGCUAUAAUAUAACAGAAGAUGAAUAAAAACGAAAACAUACACGUUUAAAAAAAAACACCUUUAGAUUAAAUGAUAUAUAAUAUAAUGAUAACACUAAUAAUGUUAAUCCAUUCUGACAAUUAAAAGUUAAAUACUUAACAUUGACAGGCUUUUAGCAGGCCAUAUAACUAGUGUGUGUCGGACGCAUGUUUGUCUUCUAUACACCCUCACCCAGGGAUGGAAAGACUCACAGGAAAAACAGAUAAGAUUUAAAAAAAGAGGCAAAGAAAGAGAGAAACACAGAGUUCUGUUCAGUUUGCCAAUGUACCCUCCCGAUCCUCUUAAACCCAACUGUCUGAUCCCCGAUGAGAGACUGAUGACUGAGGCAGGGUCUGAUGGGGUUGAAAGAUAGAGGGGGGAGUCAGAGUGCCAUGUGACCAGCUGGAUUUGAACUCAGGCUGUCUCAGCAGUGAUGCACUGUACUUUUAAGCCCACUGAACUGAAGCUUUGGUACUAGCACGGGGAGCUAACAAACCAGCGGACCCCUGGUUUAUUCUAAUGUAAAGGACUCAAAAAAUACUGUUGGCAUUGAACCGUGCUAGUUCCCCCUUCCUCUCUCUCUCUCUCCCUCUCUGCAUAUUGUGUGCCCGAAUUCAUGCGUGUGCAUGUGGGCAAUUGUAAAAUUGAGCAAAUGGGUACAUGUGGAUGAUUUAAUGUGUGUGUGUGGGUGUGUGUGUGUGCGUGCAAAGGUGGGGGGGGCGGGUAGAGCUCUGCUGCAGGACAGCUGGUUACCCAAUGAGGGCAGGGCUUUUCUUCUGUGUGUUGUGCGUGUAUUUUCUUGUUUCUAUUGUGACGUCAUUUACCUUGUUACCACUGUACGAGAAGUUACGAGACGUAAUCCAGGCAUAUAGAUAUAAUCAUAUAUAUUUUCUAGAACCACAGAGAAAACGAUAAAUUAGAAAUGGAGCAAUAAAUGUGUUUUAUUUUUCUUGUUUCAAAGAAGUGGAUCGCUGGAGGAUUGUGGGUUCUCCGUUGUCCCAUUCAGGCAAUCAUCAGGAAUGCUAAAUUACACAUCUACUGUGAAUUCAUGCGUAGUUGGUUUUGUCACGUGUCUCUCUCUGUCUCCUGUCUCUCUCUGGUAAAUGAAAUGGAUUACAAAAAUUUAAAAAAAGAGAAAAAAAAGGAAAACUGUAAGCACUUUGAUGGGGGUAGAGUAUGUACAAUAACCAGUAGGUGUUGCUGUAGUCAUACUGUGUGGGAGGGAGAGUGAGAGCAAUCCUUGUGUCCUAAGAAAACUAUUUAAUUUCUGAAAGUAGAAGAAGACGAGGAGUGAAGAAGAGGAAGUGAUGAAGACUGGUAGCAGUGGAGUGAUUGGUCAAAUGAGAGACAGGAUAAGAAAGUAAUGCAAAAUAUUGAUUUGAGAGUGGAUCAGGCAUCAGGGGCUGCACACACUACUGCCUGUUGUUGAUAGUGAAUGCCAUGAGAGUGUUUUAUAACAUGAUUGCACUGGUAUUUAAAGAACUUAACACAUAAUGCAAAAUACAUGCUCUUGAUGGGUGAGACUGUUUUGGGGUAUGAGCUUGUUCUGGCUCUAUUUUGUUUGUAGUUCAAACAACGUUUGAAGUGAAAUUACCCCCAACCUUUCCUAAGUUUCUCAGUUUCUUAAAUCUAUGAAGAAAACAAACUGACAUCUAUUUUCUAUCUAUUGGGGAGUUUUAUUUAUUUUAUUGGGGGUUUAGGUGGAAGCAGAAAUGUGAAAACAUUGACAAAUAAAACCAAAACCAUGAUUUUUGUAUUGGUACAACAAUUAUUUGCAAUAUGAUGCUUAAUCUAUAUGAAUGCUGUUGAUCAAUAUUUUUCAAUGUGCAUGCUACAGAUUAUUAUUAAUAGUGUAUUUUUUUAGUAUAGAAAGCAACACAAAUUACUCAAAAUAUGGUCUCAUCCACAAAGUAAAUAUUUUGCAUUAUAAGAAACAAUUUUAAGCCUUAGGGAGAGCUGAACAACACUUCUUUAAACCUUGUGUUUCAUAUAAAAAGAGAGUAGCUGUACAGGAGGACAUUAACUGCAGCAGAGACAGAACACAAACUUAAACAUAUAAAACGUACUUGCUAGUUGGUUGCUAAGUCUUGGGCGGUUCUUGCUAAUGCUUCAACUUUCAAGUGAUUAAAGUUUUAAAUUCAGCAAUUGUGAAAACAUUUUUUAAUUCAGAGCUUAACUGUCAGCACGUUUGCCAUUUUAACAAGCAUUUGCAGGUUUUACAUCUCUCCCGGCAACAGGAGGGACAGCUAACUCAGUUAGCUAAUAGCUAACAUGUGGUAUCUCUGCUCUUUUGAGCUACCAGCUAGCUACAACAGAUAGCGACUGGAAUCUUUCUCCAGGCCUAAAGUUAAACAUCAGAUAUGUACAGGAGAUUCAAAAUAUUUAAACUUGAUAUAAAUCACUUAAUUUUCAAGGAACCUGCCCAGCACUGAUUAAAUAUAAGAUGUCAUCUGAUGAAAAAUAUUUAUUCAGUCUAAAAAAAAUGAUAAAUUCCAAGUGAUCGGGUUUAUUGAAGAAAAAUAAAUCACCAGUCCAACCCCGCAAAGUUGAAAUUAGCUUAGUGCAAAUAAUCCAGUUGGGUUUAGGAAAUGGCUUUUGAAAGGAUUAUUUAUGAGUAUUAAGAUGUGAGAAUAGUUGAAGCCUGCUUGAUGUGCCCACUGAUGAUGAAGCGUGAGGAUUUAGAUCAGACCUCUGGAGUUGACAGGGAGAGGAGAAGAUGUGUGGAAUGAGCAUUUCACUGCCUGUUCAUACAAUAUGUACUGUAUGUGCUGUACUUGUAAAAGAGAAUCAGUUGCACAGAUUUGGUAUAAAGGUUAGUUAGAAAAUAUUAUGUGUAAUUUUCAGUUUGUUUAUGUUUCCUUUCUGCAGUACUGUUUUGAAUACUAAGUCUUACUUUUAAUUAAUGUAAAAAGAAGAAAAAGAAAAACUCCAGUUGUAACAAAAACCACUAUAUGGAUGUAGGAUAUCUGGGCUGAGAGUGAGUGUGUCCUUGUUUGGCUGUUGAUUCGUAGGCUAGUGAACUCUUGAUCACCAUGUCUGUACGCUCCUCUAGCAGUGACCUGAACAUAGACAGUGACAUCAGCUCUCUCGUUAAUUUUAUGCCUUGACGAAAGCAUUUUUGACACAUUUGUGGUCAUUUUAAAGAGAACAUGAGGAUAUUUCAUUUUAAUGAGUUAGAGACAAAAAACAUUUUCACUUUGUGCAACACUGGCAGCCUCUGCCAAGCACGCUGUAUGGUGGAAGUUUGCAACAGUGCUUCGACACAGAGAUGUUUCCUUUUGUCAGGGUGGAGUGCUGAAAGUAUGUUGUCACAUUUGGAUGCUGUGUGCUGAAUGAUCGAGAGGGUGGAAGGGGAAAGCAACAAGCUUGGAUUCCAUUCUUUGAAAAAAAAAAAAAAAAAAAAAAAGAUGUGUAUAUUUUGAUCACACUGUACUAGAAUUACAUCCAUAUGCUGAAUGUACUACAGAUAAAGUGGACAACAAACUGCACAUGUUGGGUUUGUGAUGCCAGAGCUUUCCUCUUGAACAACUGAAUUAAGGUCUCACUUAAGACAGUAUGGAAGCAAUACAGGUGUAGGGUGCAUGUAUGUACAUUCACAAUGAUUUUCAAUUGAGAGUAUGAUAAAGGAAAAUACCACUGUUUUUCUCACCUAUUCCACCAUACGUGGCUCUGAUGCCUUAAUGUGCAUGUGCCGCUUAUCUAUGUUAAGUUUUACUUUGAUAAUAGCCUAUAAAAUAUACACCAGACAAGGAUUUUACAUGGUAGAAUAUUCAAAUUGAAUGGGAUCAGUAUGCUCUCUAUAGGCUAAAAGACAUGGACAAUGCCAUGGCUGACAAUAUGAUCAGUAUGAGAUGAGAAUAAACAAAACACUGCUAUUUUCCUUUACAAUACCCAGUUAACAGCACAAGUCCGUACUUAAUAAUGUUUUAACAUGCUAAAUGAACUGUGUACUGAACUAACUGUGUGAACAAGCUAAAAUAACUACUCUG